AUGCUCCAGUUCAACUGCUCCUCCCCCGAUUCUCUAUAUUCCAUCCUGGAUACGACAUGCUGUCUCCGCUCUGAGGGGUGUAAGUUUACCAAUGAAGACAAAGCCAACCUAUGCCUUAGCCACAGCGCGUACCUGGAGGAGUACCUGGGGCCUCGUCGCUCUCCCCUUUUCCUUCCCAUCUGCAUCACUUAUCUGCUCAUCUUCAUAGUCGGCGCAUUUGGCAACGUUCUUACCUGUGUUGUCAUCUUCCACUACAGAGUGAUGCGCACACCCACCAACUACUACCUGUUCAGUCUGGCCGUGUCCGAUCUUCUGGUACUGCUGCUGGGCUUACCACUGGAGCUCUAUGAGCUCUGGAGCAACUACCCCUUCCUGCUGGGGGCUAUGGGCUGCUAUUUCAAGACGUGUCUCUUUGAGACCGUGUGCCUCGCCUCCGUGCUCAAUGUGACGGCCCUGAGCGCUGAGCGGUACAUAGCCGUGGUCCACCCACUUCGAGCCAGGCAUUUGAUCACGUCGGCACACGCCAAACGUGUAAUCUUGGUGCUAUGGGCCGUGGCGUUGCUCUGCGCAUUACCUAAUACAAGUCUGCACGGAAUCCGCACCCUGAAGCCCUAUGAGUGCAACUUGCCCGAAUCAGCCAUCUGCCAUCUGGUAAAACCCACCUGGAUGUACAAUCUGCUGGUGCAGGUUACCGCACUGCUCUUCUUCCUGUUUCCCAUGCUCAUUAUCAGCGUGUUCUACCUCCUCAUUGGGCUGCAGCUACACAAGGAAAGGAAAGCAUUGAAAGGGUCCGCGGAGGGAGAGGCCACAACGUUUGGAUCGGGACAGGUUGAAUUCAGGCGGCCAGGCUGUAAGCAGAAAUCUCGACACCGACAAAUCAACAAGAUGCUCUGUGUGCUGGUGAUUGUCUUUGGCAUCUGUUGGGCACCUUUCCACAUAGACCGUGUCAUGUACAGCUACAUAGAAGACUGGACAGGGGACCACCACCGUGCAUUCGAAUACGUCCACUUGGUCUCCGGCGUUCUCUUCUACUUGAGCUCGGUUGUGAACCCUAUCCUGUACAAUCUUAUGUCCACACGUUUUAGGGAAAUGUUCCGCGAGGUGACGUGCCGACGGGGCCACCACCGUCGCUCAGUGACUCAGGUAACGCUACGCAGCAGUGAGAAAGCUCCCACUCCUACCGGAGCCACUGAGGAAACUUGUACAUUCUCGGAGCGCAGCUAUCGAUCUGGAAUUCUUCGAACAAGAUCGCUUUCUGGUUGA
Messenger RNA from Chanos chanos (milkfish), 1263 nucleotides. It is a transcript of the gene nmur1b, whose product is annotated as neuromedin U receptor 1b. The record is from RefSeq and is a predicted model, not a curated record. Gene Ontology annotation, molecular function: neuromedin U receptor activity. Bases 1 to 1263 code for a protein of 420 amino acids. Gene Ontology annotation, biological process: neuropeptide signaling pathway. NCBI's taxonomy places the organism in Eukaryota, Metazoa, Chordata, Actinopteri, Gonorynchiformes, Chanidae. The transcript is spliced from 2 exons. Gene Ontology annotation, cellular component: plasma membrane.